AUGUUUAGGAAAAAGAAGCUACUCAAGGGAAUGGAUACGAUGAUCGGGGUAGAGGAGGAGGAUAGGAUUAGCAAACUACCUGAUCCCCUCCUUUGCCAUAUCCUAUCUUUCCUUCCUUUCCAGCAUGUCGUUGCUACCAGUAUUUUAGCUAAACGUUGGAGGUUCAUAUGGAAUUCAGUUCCUAUCCUUAAAAUUACACAUUGCCUAUCUACUGAUUCAGCCAAAGACAGAUAUUUACAUAACAAGCAUUUCGUGAAUUUCAUGGAUAGAAUGUUCGUUUUUCGUGAUUUGUCUACUAUAAAGUACUUUUACCUCCAUACUUACAUUUCAGAUGACUAUAACAUGAAUUCAUGGAUAUCUGUUGUUAUAAGACGUAAAGUAGAAGAGAUCCAUCUGUGGUUGCCACAUCCUGAUGAAUACUCACCCUUUCUAAUUCCUUCAAGUCUUUUUACUUGCGAGUCACUGGUUACAUUAAGGAUGUCAGUGAACGUUGUUCUCAAUCUUCCUAGAUCUGUGCAUUUUCCUAAACUCAAGCUCCUUACUCUUCGAGAUGUCAGAAUUAAGGAUAAGUACUUCAUCGAGCGACUUUUGUCUAAUUGUCCAGUCCUUGAACAAUUAAGUUUAGGUUCAUGCACAUGGGAUGAUAUUGCCGAUUUAUGUAUUUAG
Messenger RNA from Papaver somniferum (opium poppy), 666 nucleotides. RefSeq names its product FBD-associated F-box protein At4g10400-like. The transcript has a single exon. Gene Ontology annotation, molecular function: protein binding. The record is from RefSeq and is a predicted model, not a curated record. Lineage: Eukaryota; Viridiplantae; Streptophyta; Magnoliopsida; Ranunculales; Papaveraceae. Bases 1 to 666 code for a protein of 221 amino acids.